AUGGCAGGAGUAGCCCCAACCCCAUUGCUGAAAGAUGAGCUUGACAUCGUUAUCCCAACCAUUAGAAACCUUGAUUUCUUGGAGAUGUGGAGGCCAUUCUUCCAGCCUUACCAUCUGAUUAUUGUUCAAGAUGGUGAUCCUUCCAAGACCAUUAAGGUCCCUGAAGGGUUUGAUUAUGAGCUGUAUAACAGGAACGAUAUCAACAGAAUUCUGGGUCCUAAGGCUUCUUGCAUCUCCUUCAAGGACUCUGCUUGCCGGUGCUUUGGCUAUAUGGUGUCUAAGAAGAAGUACGUCUUCACCAUUGAUGACGAUUGCUUUGUUGCUAAAGACCCAUCCGGCAAAGAGAUCAAUGCCCUUAAGCAGCACAUUGAAAACCUUUUGAGUCCUUCUACUCCCUAUUUCUUCAAUACUCUCUAUGAUCCUUACAGAGAGGGUGCAGACUUCGUCCGUGGCUACCCGUUCAGUCUCCGUGAGGGAGCUCCAACUGCUGUUUCUCAUGGCCUCUGGCUUAACAUCCCUGAUUAUGAUGCCCCCACCCAGCUUGUUAAGCCACGUGAAAGAAAUACUAGGUAUGUUGAUGCAGUCAUGACAAUUCCGAAGGGUACUCUAUUUCCCAUGUGCGGUAUGAAUUUGGCAUUCGACCGUGAGCUCAUUGGACCAGCAAUGUACUUUGGGCUCAUGGGUGAUGGCCAACCUAUUGGACGCUACGACGAUAUGUGGGCUGGAUGGUGUACCAAGGUUAUUUGUGACCAUUUGGGCUUAGGCAUCAAGACUGGUCUGCCAUACAUCUGGCACAGCAAGGCAAGCAACCCUUUUGUGAACUUGAAGAAAGAGUACAAGGGUAUCUACUGGCAGGAAGAGAUCAUCCCAUUCUUCCAACAAGUUGUGCUGCCAAAGGAAUGUACAACCGUGCAGCAAUGCUACCUCGAACUUUCCAAGCAGGUAAAGGCGAAACUUUCAGGUGUUGAUCCUUAUUUCACCAAGUUGGCAGAUGCCAUGGUGACCUGGAUUGAAGCCUGGGAUGAGCUCAACCCGUCUGGAGCUGCUGCUGCUGCUGCUCCAGCUAAGCCCAACAAUGGCAAAGCUUAA
Oldenlandia corymbosa var. corymbosa is the source of this 1089-nucleotide messenger RNA. NCBI's taxonomy places the organism in Eukaryota, Viridiplantae, Streptophyta, Magnoliopsida, Gentianales, Rubiaceae. The record is from the annotation of a GenBank genome assembly.